This is a messenger RNA of Syzygium oleosum, 2522 nucleotides long. RefSeq names its product non-functional NADPH-dependent codeinone reductase 2-like. The transcript is spliced from 4 exons. Gene Ontology annotation, molecular function: aldose reductase (NADPH) activity. The coding region runs from base 1313 to 2299 and encodes 328 amino acids. The record is from RefSeq and is a predicted model, not a curated record. Lineage: Eukaryota; Viridiplantae; Streptophyta; Magnoliopsida; Myrtales; Myrtaceae. Gene Ontology annotation, cellular component: cytosol.
UUCUUAGACGGACUUUAUGCAGUUCUUGAGUGAAGAACCGGGUUGUUUGCAGUAUUUCCCAGCAGUAGUGUAAUAAGGUGAUGGAGCUUGAGCCACUAAAGGAGAUUGCUGGGGCCAAAGGAAAAACUGUUGCCAGGUCAGGUGCUUCUUGUUCUUUGAGUCUCUUGGCACCAAUCAUAAAGAUUUGAUCUCAAAUCUAGACUCAUGGAGGAGCAAGAAGAGUAUUGGGAGAUAACUGAUGCAUAUUUGGUAGUGACAACAGAUUUGCCUCAGAUGGGCGUAUGAACAAGGAGUGUGUGUACUUGCCAAGAGCUUCAACAAGGAGAAGAUGAAAGAGAACCUCGAGAUUUUUGACUGGGAAUUGACAGAGGAAGAGCUGAGGAAGAUCUGCGAGAUCCCACAGAGCAGAGGAUAUGGCCUUGCUGGACAUUUGAGGAGCUCUGGGAUGGUGAAUUUUGAGAUGCAGAGGGAACUGAUGGAUGCUUCUUCCAGCUAGGUCCUGUAUGUGCCAAACUCUUUUGUUAAGCAAGUAGGAAGAAAUUAGCGAAUCUGAAUCCAAAUAGCAGGAUUCUUUUCAGUAGAAGAGUCCUAAUAAAGCUUUUAUUGGUGCUCACUUGGAAAGGCACAGAAUUUUCAGUACAUUUCGAAUACAACUACAUAAAGUACCUUGAAAGUUCUACCAAAAUAGGUCUUCAACCUGCAAGGCUUUUCCAAAUUGCUUGUAUAAUUAACAGGAACCAUGACAGACUGCUAUUCAAUGCACCAAGAAGAAUUCCACUCGGAGCAACACAGUUUACUUGCUAAAAUGGAUUGCAAAAGUCACAGUCGAUUUCAGCAACUUGAAGAUAACAUUCUCGUGUAACUUCUGAAACUCUUGUCAUAUAAAAUUAUACCAUACCUUCUGACAAUAGGAGAGAUUUCAUACAAGCACAACGUCUGUCAGACUUCACAGAAAAUGAACUGUACAUGUGGUAUAUUGCAUUGUUGGUAGAGAAAAACAAACGAAGAUAAUACGUGAGCAAGUUUCUCUGAAUUCUUUCUCCUGAUACGUGAGUCCUGGAGUUUUUAAUACAAGGAAUCUCACCAAAUUCAAACUUUCGAGUUCCUUGCUCCUCCUUUUUAAUCCACAUACUGUAGCGUAGUUUUAUAAUACAGGGUUCUUAUUAUAUGCCUAGCAUAUAGAAUAUACCCUUUGACACACAGACCGAGACAUUUUCUAUCAUGCGAGUGGUUGCUCCAUCACACUCGGUCUCAAAAAGAUUACCAAGUCAACAGUUCCCUGCAUCAUCUGCUAUCUUCUGCAUAAUCCAAGAUGAAAAACCAAUCUGACCUCACUCCAGCUUACAAUCCAGUAGCGGUAUUGAAGUCCGGUGGCCGGAAAAUCCCACUCUUGGGUUUCGGAACAGCAGCGUUUCCGAAAGUGGAUCGUGAAGUUGUGAAGACGGCGGUUCUUGAAGCAAUUAAGCUGGGUUACAGACAUUUUGACACUGCAACUCUCUACUACACAGAGGAACCAAUUGGAGAAGCCAUCGCUGAAGCAGUGUCGCAAGGGCUGAUAAAAUCAAGAGAAGAUCUCUUCAUCACCACCAAGCUCUGGUGCAGUGAUGCUCAUCCUGGGCUUGUCCUCCCAGCCCUCAAGAAUAGCCUCAAAAAUAUCAAGUUGGAUUACAUAGAUCUCUAUCUUAUCCACUGGCCUGUGAGUGCAAAACCCGGAACCUACGAGUUCCCAAUGAAGAAAGAAGAUUUUACGCCCAUGGACUUCAAGGCAGUUUGGGCGGAUAUGGAGGAGUGCCAGAGAAAAGGACUCACAAGAAGCAUUGGGGUCAGCAAUUUCUCUAGUAAAAAGCUCUCUUUCAUCCUGGCCAAUGCACAGAUACCCCCUGAUGUCAACCAGGUAGAGUUCAAUCCACUGUGGCAGCAAAAGAAGCUUCGGGAGUUCUGCGAGGCCAAUGGGGUUCUGCUCACUGCUUACUCUGUUUUAGGAGCUUCAGUAAGCAAUGGAGGAAGCAGUAAGGUGAUGGAGUGUGAGCAGCUGAAGGAGAUCGCUAGGGCCAAAGGGAAAACUGUUGCCCAGAUUUGCCUCAGAUGGGCAUAUGAACAAAGAGUUUGUGUACUCGCCAAGAGCUUCAACAAGGAGAGGAUGAAAGAGAACCUUGAGAUUUUCGACUGGGAAUUGACGGAGGAAGAAUUGAGGAAGAUCGACGAGAUCCCACAGAGCAGAGGAUAUCUUGGAGAAGAUUACAUCUCCGAGCACAGGCCUUACCAGACAUUUGCGGAGCUCUGGGAUGGUGAAUUGUGAGCAGCAGAGGGAACGGAUAGACUUUUCUUACAACUAGGUCUUGUACGUGCCAUAACUCUUUUGUUAAGCAAGUAGGGAGGAAUUAGUGAAGCUGAAUCCAAAGAGCAGGAGUCAUAAUAAUGUUUUAAUUGGUGCUCGCGUGAAGAGGCACCAUAUUGCCAGUGUAUUUUGAAUUCAACUAGACAAAGUACCUUGAAAAUUCUACCAAAACAGGUCUUCUAAC